Molecule: messenger RNA, 844 nt
Organism: Aplysia californica (California sea hare)
Lineage: Eukaryota; Metazoa; Mollusca; Gastropoda; Aplysiida; Aplysiidae
Product: phospholipid scramblase 1
Biological process (GO): plasma membrane phospholipid scrambling
Cellular component (GO): plasma membrane
Molecular function (GO): phospholipid scramblase activity
Source: RefSeq, a predicted model, not a curated record
CGUCCGGGUGCGGAACGACUGGCGACCAGACCAGUACGACAUAGCCCAGCAGUUCGUUCAGCUCAGCAGACGAGGAGGCGACGAGUUGAGUGACAUAAUCGGGUGGCCUGAACCGAGAAGCCGAGAACAGCGCAUUGACCUCAUUUUGGUGUUAUCAUCAGUGUUGAUAAGCUCCGACUCUUGAUUUCUAUUGCCUGGCUGAGGCACAACAACAGAGUUUGGUGGUGCAGUGUAUCGUCGUAUGGUGUGGUCAGGGUGCUUGUUGCGAGUUGCGUUUUACUUUUAGAUAUUAGCUGGACUGGUCAAGCAAAAUGUCUCAAGGAAUGGUCAUCUCGCAGCCAGACCAGAAAGGUCAGCAGUACCAGACCCAGUAUGGAGUUGAUAACCAGGCGAUGCAGAUGACGCCGCAGUCCGUGGUGGUGCAGCCGGGCAUGGCUGGACAUCCAGGAGGUCCAAUGAUGAUGGGACCGCCUCCAAUGAUAUCCAUGCCAGCUGGGCUACCACCAGGUUUGGCUUACCUGGCAGGCUUGGAUGAGAUCCGAGUACAUCAAAUCCUGGAGAUUGUUGAAGUUCUGGUGGGCUGGGAGAGGAAUAAUCGCUACAACAUCUGCAACAACCAGGACCAGAAGUUCAUGUUUGCCAAAGAAGACACGGACUGCUGUACCAGGCAAUGUUGUGGCAUUUACCGUCCUUUCGUUAUGAACAUCACGGACAACUACGAUCAGCCACUGAUGACCUUGAACCGACCUUGGCGCUGCACCCCAUCGCUGUUCUGGUGCUGCUACCUGCAGGAGAUGGAGAUCCAGUCGCCUCCAGGGGUCAUGCAAGGGACCAUCAAGCAGAU